This is a messenger RNA of Encephalitozoon romaleae SJ-2008, 720 nucleotides long. RefSeq names its product mRNA decapping enzyme 2. The coding region runs from base 1 to 720 and encodes 239 amino acids. Gene Ontology annotation, cellular component: cytoplasm. The record is from RefSeq and is a predicted model, not a curated record. The transcript has a single exon. Gene Ontology annotation, molecular function: RNA binding; hydrolase activity; manganese ion binding. NCBI's taxonomy places the organism in Eukaryota, Fungi, Microsporidia, Unikaryonidae. Gene Ontology annotation, biological process: deadenylation-dependent decapping of nuclear-transcribed mRNA.
AUGAUCCCCGAGGACAUUUUGGAUAGCAUAGCCUCGAGAUUCCUUGUGGGCUUAGGAAAUCAAGAGAGGAAUGCUGCAGAACGUCUAUUCUUUGCAGUGGAGGAAGCUCACUGGUUUUUGAUGGAUAACUACAAGAUUUCGGAUCUUUCCUUUGCUGAUUUUAGCCGAGAACUUCUAGGCCAUGUUGGCAUAAAGAUGAAUAUUGAAGAGGCACACAAGAGCUUUGUCAGAUAUAGGCAGUCAGUGAAGGUUUAUGGGGCAAUUCUUGUGGAUCCAAGUAUUUCCCAUGUGCUGGCUGUCAAAGAGAAAAAGAAAACAAAGAAUUACUCUUUCCCAAAAGGAAAGAAAUGUAUGGAUGAGGAUGGCACAAGCUGUGCCAUAAGAGAAGUUUAUGAGGAAACUGGAUACGAUGUACAGAACAAGAUAUGCAAUCUACCAAUAACGAUAUUUGAUAAAAUUACACUGUACUUUGUGUUCAAUGUCAAGCAGAGUUUUCCAUUCGAGGCACAAACCAUAAAAGAAAUCGAAGAAAUCAAAUGGCUGUCAACGAGGAAAUUGUCAAGAGGAGAGUAUAGAAGAGGAUAUUCAAUUGUUUCUGCUGCAUUCAAAAAAGCUUCAUACUUGCUAGAGGCUAUGAGAAAAUCUAGAUUUAGGUUCAACACAAAGAAAAUAACUCAAAGGAUUGAUAAAUUGCUUGGGAAAACCAAGGCAAAAGAUUAG